Molecule: messenger RNA, 1978 nt
Organism: Drosophila miranda
Lineage: Eukaryota; Metazoa; Arthropoda; Insecta; Diptera; Drosophilidae
Product: malate dehydrogenase, mitochondrial-like
Exons: 2
Coding region: 58-1089 (343 amino acids)
Biological process (GO): tricarboxylic acid cycle; malate metabolic process
Cellular component (GO): mitochondrion; cytoplasm
Molecular function (GO): L-malate dehydrogenase (NAD+) activity
Source: RefSeq, a predicted model, not a curated record
UUUCAAAAUUAAAUAGCUCCUGAAAAUAGUUCCGAGUUGUCCGGCAAAUUCAUCAGCAUGCUCGGGAAACAGUUUCAGACCUCGGCCAUUUCUCAAUGCCGUGUCUGCUGGCGGCUCUACCAAGCGACCCCUGGCCAAAUGCAGACGCGCCAGUUCCGGGUGGCAGUGAUUGGGGCGGUCGGAGGCAUUGGCCAGCCACUGUCGCUUCUGCUGAUGGCCAACAAGCUGGUGACCGAGCUGGUCCUGCAUGACCUCACGGCUACCAAGGGCUUCGGGCAGGAUCUGUCCCACAUAGACAGGGCGUGCCAGGUGAAGUCGUUCUUUGGAGAGGACCAGAUGGAGUCGGCCAUAAAGGGUGCUGACAUCGUGAUGAUUACCGCGGGAAUGCCUCGCAAGCCGGGCCAGACCAGGGACUUCCUGUUCGACACCAACGCCCCGAUAGUGGCAAAGGCCGCCGGCCUGGUGUCCCAGCACGCGUCCCACGCGCUAGUGGGGAUCAUCACUAAUCCGGUGAACGCCGUGGUGGCCGUUGCGGCGGAGGCGAUGAAGAAGGCUGGCUACUACGACCCCGAGCGGCUCUUCGGAGUGACCACACUGGAUGUAGUGCGGGCCGAGAAGUUUAUUGGGGACCACAUGAGCAUCCAUCCAGGGAAGAUUCGGAUACCGGUGAUCGGAGGCCACGCCGGCACCACCAUCGUUCCCAUCUUCUCCCAGUGCCAGCCGCCCUUCGAGGGAGACGAGAAGUGCAUCGCGUCGAUCGUUAAACGCAUCCAGACAGGCGGUGAUGAGGUGGUUAAGGCCAAGGCUGGACAGGGCUCCGCCACCCUCUCGAUGGCCUACGCGGCUGCCCGUUUCACCAACGCUUUAAUGUUAGGUCUGAAGGGCGAGCCGGGGCCGCCCGAGUGCGCCUACGUGCAGUCCGACGCCACCGAAGCCCCUUUCUUCUCCACUCCACUUACCCUCGGUCCCAAGGGCAUUGAGGAAAACCAUGGCCUGCCCGAGCUAGAUGAAUGCGAAAAGGAGCAGCUGAAGGUAGCUGUCGACGCGUUGAAGAAGUCCGCCGCCAAGGGCGUGAAGUUCAUGGAAUAAAUAACACAUUCCUAAGGAACCAGACGAAAAAUCAAUCGGCCAUCGAAAAAGCUACCGUUCAUCAGUUUCACCUUCAAAAUUUAGAGAUAGACAGAGAAAAAUUCCACAAAGCGAGUGCAAGAAUCAUUUCAGCGGCAGUCAUCCGGGGCACUAUCGGAAGUGCAGCUAGUAACUGUAGAUGAUAAUGGUGUUGAAGGUCAGUGUCCGCAUGGUUGAGUCGGUAGUCUCAAUCUCCUAUCACUCGAUCUCCACGUGGCGAGUGUCCGCCUUACACUGGCGUGUGUAUGGUGUCUGAGAAAAGUACAUGAUCUCGGUGCGCCUAGUCGCUGAUCCUCAGUAAGUGUAAGAAUCAUUUCAGCGGCAACCACUAACCACUGGACCACUAACUAUCGGAAGGCAAGCGAGCACCCAAAGAUGAGGAUGGAUCUGGGGUCCACAUGGGCCGUUCUCCUAUCCAUCCUAUCCUAUCCUAUCCAUCGAAAAGGACUGUCUUAAUUUCAACAGUCCUGCUUGAUUGGAUAAAUGGUCGAAGUGAUGGUCUUUAGUGUAUUACACGGAUCCAGGAACAUUUUACAAGUGAGAGGUCAUUCGAAAUUGAUGCUUAAUCGGAAAUGAGAACACGUCUUACCAGGAAAUCCGAGAAAACGCCAGCAAUCAUCAGUCCGGGCCAAAAGAAUGCCAAAAUUGCCCUAUCGUUAUCGACGUGGUAUGACAUCGAGGCGACCGACUCGAUCCAGCGGACACUGGACUUUCACUCCACUACCACCUUGCAGCUGGGGCUGGGCUGCUGAUAGAUGAUUUUUACAAAAUAAAACAGGGGAUUCAAACGAACUGUUGUUGGUUAUAGCUCUAAUAAAUUGUGCUGUUAGGUGCGAGACUGAUAUUGAGA